AUGGCUUCAGGGAAGGAAGACGAGACAGAGGAUAAAGAAGAAGACAAAGAAGACAAAGAAGAAGAGAUGAGUAAACUCUCCCGCGCGAUGGCAACCGCGAGACAGAACGAAAAGUUAGGCUUUUCUCCGGGCUACGUAAAAGGAGGUGGUGGUGGUGGUGGUGGUGUGUCCUCCUCUGUUUCCUCUUUGUUAUCCGCGGAAGAAUCCGCCGAGGCUGCGUUUGCAGAUUUGAUAAACACGAGCGCGAACGACGAAAGAAAGGAAGGUGAUAAUGAUGUAAAAAAACUAAACCUCUCGGAACUUGCGAAAGGCAGUCGCAUGAGCGAGGAAGCCGUCCGGCAAAAAGAUACGAACAUUGGAGGCGUUCUCGGUGAUUUAAUCAACUUAGGAUCCAUUUUGCUCAAAGGAGGACACAUCGUCAAGAAGAAAGACGGACGCGUUUGA
Bathycoccus prasinos is the source of this 444-nucleotide messenger RNA. RefSeq lists its product with no specific name. NCBI's taxonomy places the organism in Eukaryota, Viridiplantae, Chlorophyta, Mamiellophyceae, Mamiellales, Bathycoccaceae. The record is from RefSeq and is a predicted model, not a curated record. Bases 1 to 444 code for a protein of 147 amino acids. The transcript has a single exon.